AUGCAUGAGGGACUGCAGGUUUUUACGGUUGGUCAUCUGUUGCCCCGGAGUAGCGCGGACGAUCAGAAUGGGAAUUGGAUGUUCAAUGUUACUUCUUCGACGGGCGCUGUGGCUCCGCCUGCAGAAGGUGAAGGUGAAGGCGAGGGAGGGAACGACAAUGACACCGACAACGACAACCUACCAUCGGAACCCGAUCCAUAUUCUGAAGAAGUCGUACGUCCGACGUUGUCUAAUGGACAAUCUCAAUCUUCGACUACGCCUACGACUAUCCGUGUUCGACGGUCUACGUUCGUGCCAGGAUGGGCUGUUCCUCCUAGGGUGCUGCUUGUGGACGACGACGCGGUGAGCAGGAGAUUGAGUAGCAAGUUCCUGCAGGUAUUUGGAUGUAUGAUCGAUGUUGCUGUGGAUGGCGUUGGAGCUGUGAAUAAGAUGAACCUUGAAAAAUAUGAUUUGGUGUUAAUGGCGAGUCCUUUUUUUCUCUGUGACAUUGUGAUGCCCAAAAUGGACGGAGUUAGCGCUACGAAUCUCAUUCGCCAAUUCGACCACAUGACCCCCAUCAUCAGUAUGACGUCUAAUUCAAAACCGAGCGAGAUUAUGACGUAUUAUUCAUCUGGGAUGAAUGAUAUUUUGCCCAAGCCGUUUACGAAGGAGGGGUUGUUGGAUAUGUUAGAGAAGCACCUUAUGCACCUUAAAGUUAUCCAACAAAUGUCGAAAGUACCACGUUCGCUCGGCGUCCCUCCUCUGUCAGACCCAUCUUUUAGCGAAGCACUCGCGGUUGGGGCGUCGCAAUUACAACGACACACUUCAGCGUCCAAUCCCAGUUCCUCAUCUAAUUCAUCCUCCUCUUCUAGUCUGCAUCCGAUGGGAAUGUCGGGGUACGACGAUGAUGGACGGAUUAACCCCUUAGCUGGGAUGGGUCUAUCUGACGAGCGAUACGCAGCGAUUCUCAGAGAUCUCGUUACUCAGGAGAGUUUUUCGGGCGUGGGAGUGCCCGAGGGCUUUUCGUUCGGUCUAGCAGGUGCCUUAGGUUCUGAGAUGGGAGGGGAGAAGCGGGGAUUGGAUGACGAGGGCGAUGGGAGAGAGGGGAAAAGGGGACGGUUUGAGAUCAUUGAGUAA
Suillus plorans is the source of this 1116-nucleotide messenger RNA. RefSeq names its product SKN7, two-component response regulator. NCBI's taxonomy places the organism in Eukaryota, Fungi, Basidiomycota, Agaricomycetes, Boletales, Suillaceae. The record is from RefSeq and is a predicted model, not a curated record. Gene Ontology annotation, biological process: phosphorelay signal transduction system. Bases 1 to 1116 code for a protein of 371 amino acids. The transcript is spliced from 3 exons.